Messenger RNA from Onychostoma macrolepis, 2975 nucleotides. RefSeq names its product protein GPR108. Lineage: Eukaryota; Metazoa; Chordata; Actinopteri; Cypriniformes; Cyprinidae. Gene Ontology annotation, cellular component: Golgi apparatus; membrane. The transcript is spliced from 18 exons. Gene Ontology annotation, biological process: transport. Bases 152 to 1783 code for a protein of 543 amino acids. The record is from RefSeq and is a predicted model, not a curated record.
CGCUGGUGACGUGUAUGCGCUCACGCGUCCCGGAAGUGGAGGUGAAGCUGGAAGAGUUUGGAAACAAGCUGGCGAUCAGAUGAGUGAGUGUCAGUGCUUCGGCAGACAGAUUGAUUGUUGAGGGCUCAGAGAUCUCAGACGGCGUGUGAGGAUGAUGAUGAUGAAGAUGAAGGCUGUGGUGAGUGUGGUGAUCUUCCUCCUGACGGUGUCGGAGAGCAGCGCGAGGAUCCAUCAGCUCAAACUCAAGAAUGAGACGCGGUUUCUGGUCCAUUUGAACUCGUUCGGUUAUUUUGCGGACGGCACUCUGGACGUCCAUCUCGUGUCUCUGAAGCUGCCGCAGGAGAAGAUUGACUCCGGGAAUGUGGGCUUCAGUUUGGCCCGGUCUCGAGUGACCGGUAUCCUGUCCUACACCGCGGAGGAGGUGGAGGAGUGCAAGCUGACGAAACCUAAGAGUGAUGAAGAGCUCAUCCUCUUCAUCAUCAACACCAAAGACCUCAGCGUCGAAGUGAGGCACUUUGGCAAAUCUAACAUCACGCUGGUGUCCAAACUGAAGGCGGAUGGAGAGAAAGGGAGAACGAAAAGAGAAAGUGCAGAGGUUGAGAAGCCAAAAGAGCCGAGUGUUGAUAAGACAACAAAACCGAAAGAAAAUUCACAAGAUAAGACCAAAGUGACGCCUGCUGUCAGCAGCACCUUCAGCCAGAUGGUGGAGAGUUUGGACGGGAAGCGGCUGGAGCUGCAGCAACACGGUGAUUCCUACAACUUCAGCUUUCGUCUCAUGAUGAGCGCGAGCUCGCAGGGCCUCUACAACCUGGACUUCCACAACUGCCUCAACACCAAGCCGCUGAGUCCGUAUUCUCUCCACGUGGAGAUCACAGAGAAGAAUCCCAGCGGUUAUCUGUCGGCGGCUGAGAUUCCCCUGCCGCGCCUCUACAUCUCAAUGGCUGCCGUCUUCUUCACCGCCGCCGUGGUGUGGACAUACACGCUGCUCAAGUACAGGUACAGCGUGUUUAAGAUCCACUGGCUGAUGGCGGCGCUGGCGUACACUAAAGCUGUGUCUCUGCUGUUUCACAGCAUCAACUAUUACUUCAUCAACUCUGAAGGUCAUCCUAUUGAAGGCUGGGCCGUCAUGUACUACAUCACACACCUGCUGAAGGGGGCUCUUCUGUUCAUCACGCUGGCUCUCAUCGGCACUGGCUUCGCCUUCGUUAAAUACAUCCUGUCAGACAAAGAGAAGAAGAUCUUCAUGAUUGUCAUUCCUCUGCAGGUUCUGGCUAACGUGUCUUAUAUCAUCAUCGAGGAGACGGAGGAGGGUUCGAGUGAAUACGCUCUCUGGAGGGAGAUCCUAUUCCUGGUGGACCUUAUCUGCUGCGGAGCCGUCCUGUUCCCUGUCGUCUGGUCCAUCCGACACCUGCAGGAGGCUUCGAACACAGAUGGCAAAGCUGCCAUGAACCUGGAGAAGUUAAAGCUCUUCAGACAUUACUAUGUGAUGAUCGUGUGUUAUAUCUACUUCACGCGGAUCAUUGCGAUACUGCUGAAGCUCACUGUGCCGUUCCAGUGGCAGUGGUGUCAGGAGUUUUUAGUGGAGGUUUCUACUCUGAUCUUCUUCGUCUUGACUGGAUUCAAGUUCCGACCGGCAUCAAAUAACCCGUACCUACAGCUGCCUCAGGACGAGGAGGACCUGGAGAUGGAUGAAGUUAUAACAGAAUCGGGAGCGCUGGAGGGCAUCCACAAGGUGAAGAAAACAUCUAACGGCCGAGAGAGACAGAGAGAGGUUGCGUUGUGAGUGUCAUAUCAAUAAGGGCGGAGCCUGGACUCUCAAACUCCUCCCCUUCCUGAGGUUGCUGUCACGGUACCCACAGACUCACUAUGCAAGUGAAAGAAAAAAAAAAACGGAAUGGAAAAAACGUGUGAGAAUAAAGCACAACAGACGCAAUUUCCGUGAGAGAAUGAGCUGAUUUUCCCAUACAGACUCUGGGACGACGGUGACACAGACUGAAUCUCUUGCUUUGGUUUACCGUAAUGAUGUGGUCACUCUGCUCUGUCCGUUCAUUUGUUCGCUCAUUUAUUCCUUCAUUCCAAAGAUGUACAAUCAUUAUACUGGAUGUUACAAUAAUUUGAUUUGUUUGGUUUUAGCCUUCUUUUAUUUCCUAAUGUCUUUAUUAUUUAACCGAAGAAGUUUGAUGCUGUUGUUUGUAUAUCAUGGUUUUUUCUGUUAAUUUUUGAUCCGAUGGCUGGAAGCGAUUCUUCUCUAACAGAACUUUGAAACUAGCGUAAAUACAGCGCACCGUAACAGAUAAGACAGUGCUUCUUAAAACAGGUUGGUUAUCGUGACAUCGUCACCAGGUAAGCUGAAGAUUUAGGGAACGUUCAUCACCAAACGCAACGUGUAAUUUCUUUUUCCUCAGAUGGAUAUAUUUAAGAUUUUUAUUAAAGUUUUUCUGGUGUUGUAAAUUUCUUUAAAGCGCACGGCUGCGUUCAUGACUGUUAAUGUUUAUGUUCUGUCCUGGAGGAAGCUGAGUGUUCCUGAGAGGUUCCUAUAACAACAUUAUCAGUCAUGCGACACACCAAUAACAAUUUUUGUCUUUUGCUGCUUUGAAAAAGGUUGCGCUUUAUUUUGUGAUAUUUUGCUCAUGGCUCCAUCUACUCUGUAUUAGUCCCUCCUUUAUUUAACAACUAUAAAUAUUGAUAUACAGUUAUAAAUGAAGGACUAACCACUGCUACACCAUAUUACUGCGAAAGCGACAACCGCAUCGCGACCGUUAAAACUAACGGUCCACACUGAAAGCGCGGGAAUCUUCGCAGCAGUUUAGAUUUGAAAACCUCUCCAGAACGCCCCCACUCUAGUUUCCCCCUCAGUGCUUUUAAACUGGCUAAUAUUUCCACAAACUGUAAGAAAAUUUUUUUGUCCUGCUUGAUUAAUUGCUGGUUUAUCAUGCUAAUUGUGUUCAAGUUUGAAAUAAAUCAAAUGACAACAA